UUUCCGGAAGCUGGUGCUUUCCACGGUCACUGUGGAGUCGGCUUUGUCGCUGUCUGUUCAACACCAAGAGGAAACCUGAGCUGACUACCCAGACCAAAGGUGUAUUUAGGGGAAGCAGUUAUGGGCGCUAUCGCUGUGGAUUUUUAUUUUAUGUCAAUAAGUAAUCUAUAAAGUGCCAGCAUGGGAAAGAAACGGACAAAGGGAAAAACUGGUCCAGUUGAUGAUUCUUCUGAAUCUUUAGAACCUAUGUGCAGACACAUUCGCAAAGGAUUGGAACAAGGUAAUUUGAAAAAGGCUUUAGUGAAUGUAGAAUGGAAUAUUUGCCAAGACUGUAAACUGGACAAUAAAAUAAAAGAUCAGUCUGAAGAAGAAACAGAAGAAACUCCUUCAGUUUGGCUAUGUCUUAAAUGUGGCCAUCAGGUUCUUGUUAGAUAUUUCAGGUGUUACAUGUGUGACAAUGAAGUCCAGUAUUGCAGUUCAGGCCGAUUGGGCCAAGUGGUUGAUUAUGUUAGAAAACAAGCAAGUGUUACAACUCCAAAACCAGCAGUUGCUUUACUACAUUCACAGUGGGCCUGUAAUCUCGUCUCGCUGCUGAGUGGCUUUGACUUGAACAUGUUAUUUGCCAGCCAGUUUGAACCACCAGUGAUACGUGAAAAUCCUCCCAAGAAUUCUGCUUCCCAGACUACAGUGAAAGGACUCAGUAAUUUGGGAAAUACAUGUUUCUUCAAUGCAGUUAUGCAGAAUUUGUCACAAACACCAGUGCUUAGAGAACUACUAAAGGAAGUGAAAAUGUCUGGAGCAGUUAUAAAAAUUGAACCUCCUGAUUUGGCACUUCAGGAACCCCUAGAAAUAAGCCUUGAGCCUCCUGGCCCUCUGACUAUAGCCAUGAACCAGUUUCUCAAUGAGAUGCAGGAGACCCAGAAGGGAAUCGUGACACCUAAAGAACUCUUUGCUCAGGUCUGUAAAAAGGCAGUGCGGUUUAGAGGCUACCAGCAGCAAGACAGCCAGGAGCUACUUCGCUAUUUAUUGGAUGGGAUGAGAGCAGAAGAAAACCAAAGAGUGAGUAAAGGAAUUCUUAAAGCAUUUGGUAAUUCUACUGAAAAAUUGGAUGAAGAACUAAAAAAUAAAGUGAAAGAUUAUGAAAAGAAAAAAUCAGUACCAAGUUUUGUGGAUCGCAUCUUUGGCGGUGAACUAACCAGUACAAUCAUGUGUGAUGAAUGCAGGACUGUCUCCUUGGUUCAUGAAUCGUUCCUUGAUUUGUCACUUCCAGUUUUAGAUGAUCAGAGUGUUAAGAAAAGUAUAAAUGAUAAAAAUCUGAAAAAGACAAUGGAGGAUGACAGUAAAGAGAGUGAAGACGAAAAAGAUAAUGAUAGCUACAUGAAAGAGAGAAAGGAUAUCCCUUCAGGAACAAGUAAGCACUUACAGAAGAAAGCAAAGAAGUUAGCCAAGAAGCAAGCCAAGAAUGAAAGAAGGCAACAAAAAAUUCAAGGAAAAGUUCUUCAUGUAAAUAAUAUCUAUACUGUUGACCAGCCUGAAGAUAAUGCGUGUGAGGCUGAAACAUCACUUCAGGAAGAAAUGGAUAUUAAAUCCACCAAUAUCUCACAAGAGGAAGUUGCUUAUGAAGAAUUUUGUGUUAAUCAGAAAGAUUUGAAUGGCCAAGAAAAAGCAAUAGGAAGCAUAACUGAUCAUCAGAAAACCAUAGAAGAAGUAGAUAUAAUAAAUGUCAACAUGAAUAAUGAUCUAGAGGAUUUUACAUCUUCCACUGACUGUGCUAGGACUUCAGAUGAUGUCUGUCUGAAGAAAGAGAGCAGUGGUGAAGUGGACAUUUCCAGUGAUUUCAAACACCUUAACUUAAAUGGUGCUCUUGAACCUGAAGAAAUAGACAUAGAGAUUCUGAAUGAUGGUCAUGUUCCUGUGACAAAGCUGUAUGAGGUUGUUAAUGAAGAUCCAGAAACUGCUUUUUAUACUCUUGCAAACAGGGAAGCUUUCAGUACUGAUGAAUGUUCAAUCCAACAUUGUUUAUAUCAGUUCACUCGUAAUGAGAAACUCCGAGAUGCAAAUAAACUACUGUGUGAAGUAUGCACACGGAGACAAUAUAGUGGACAAAAGGCAAAUAUAAAAGGUGAGAGGAAGCAUGUUUAUACUAAUGCUAAAAAGCAAAUGCUAAUUUCUCUUGCUCCUCCUGUGCUCACUCUUCAUUUAAAGAGAUUUCAGCAGGCUGGGUUUAGCCUACGUAAAGUUAAUAAACACAUAAAAUUUCCAGAAAUCUUAGAUUUGGCUCCUUUUUGUACUCUUAAGUGCAAGAACGUUGCUGAAGAAAAUACUAGAGUACUAUAUUCCUUAUAUGGAAUUGUUGAACACAGUGGUACAAUGAGAUCAGGGCAUUAUACUGCCUAUGCCAAAGCAAGAAGUGCAAAUAAUCAUCUCUCUAAUCUUGUUCUUCAUGGUGAUAUUCCACAAGAUUUUGAAAUGGAAUCCACCAAAGGGCAGUGGUUCCACAUCAGCGAUACCCAUGUGCAAGCUGUACCUGCAGCUAAAGUCCUGAGUUCACAAGCUUACCUCUUAUUUUAUGAGAGAAUACUGUAAGGACAGUGUUUCUUCUGUAAGCCUUAAUAGCUUUCUACAGUGGCUGUAUUAACAAUAAAAAAAUUAAGACUAUAGAUCAUGUUCACAUGACAGAAGAAAUCGUAUUUAAAAACCGAAGGGAACAAAUUCCUAGAAAAUUCAGUGGGUUGUGUUUUUUUUUUAUUCCUGCUUUGUUUCUGGAAAUUUGAAUUAAGUCCUCUGUGAUUAGUAUGUGGGUGGUGGGUCACGACAGAUCAAUAAACUGACUUACUCCCAAAACCUGUUUUAUUACUUACAAAGUUACAUGUACUUAUCUAAUUAGGUAAUGGUUUGAGACUAAUGAAACUUUAUUAUACUGCAUUUCAUUUUAUAAAGGUAUUUGGCAUAAAUUAAUGGUAUGUAGGUACCAACCAGUGUAUAGUCAAGAGAAGUCUGUGGUCCUGUUAUAUACAGUGGGGAUAAACUGUACCUGCUCUGUGCUACUCCAGCUCAUCCAGAGCACACCUGACACGCUGAGCAUCUCACACCUCAAACUGUAAUCUGGUACCAAGCCCAUCUUACGUCAGCAAACUUCUCCCUUCUUUGACAGGGAAACCCAUCUUUGUCAAAGCUCUAAUGAGAUGCAACAUCCCUACUACUCAGUGAAUUUACUUGGAAGAACUAGCUAGCCAUAUUGCUUCCAAAAUUCCUGUGAAACAGCAAAAGCUAUUGUUUCAAACACUUAUUUAGGGGCCUAUAUAUAA
Molecule: messenger RNA, 3308 nt
Organism: Octodon degus (degu)
Lineage: Eukaryota; Metazoa; Chordata; Mammalia; Rodentia; Octodontidae
Gene: Usp16
Product: ubiquitin specific peptidase 16
Exons: 19
Coding region: 181-2586 (801 amino acids)
Biological process (GO): protein deubiquitination
Molecular function (GO): zinc ion binding; cysteine-type deubiquitinase activity
Source: RefSeq, a predicted model, not a curated record